AUGAACGGUGAAGACCCCCAAGAGCGGCCAGAGCAGAUCCCGCAGCAUCAUCAACGCCUCUCUCUGUUAAUCGUACACCCGCAAGCAGCCGAGGUCCUCGAGGCCUAUCUGCAACAACAAUGUGAGGAGAAGUUCUGCGACUCCAACGCCAACCGGGCGCUACUCAAGCUCCGUGCUAACCAGCUCGCGUCAAGCUACCAGCUCAACCCGGACCGGAUCAAGGAUGAAGUGAUCACCAACAUCCUGGUCAAGGCCAUGACACAAUUCCCGUCCCCCCAGUUCGACCUCUCCCUACACCUGCUUUCUCCAUCACACUCCAACCCGGGGCCCAACUCGACAUCGGACCUCGCCGAAGCCGUGUCGAAACUGCGAGUGCUCAACGCGCAGCUCGAGGGCGCGCAGUACGCCCGCUUCUGGGCGACGCUCGACAGCGACGACAUCUACGCGGACCUGACGACCGACAUCGCCGGGUUCGAGGAGAUGAUCCGCGUGCGCAUCGCCCAGCUGCUGGGCCAGGCGUUCCGCGAGGUGCAGCCCAGCGUGCUCGAGGGCCAAGAAGACCGAGAUCCGCGAAGACGUAUCGGUUGA
Molecule: messenger RNA, 588 nt
Organism: Chaetomium globosum CBS 148.51
Lineage: Eukaryota; Fungi; Ascomycota; Sordariomycetes; Sordariales; Chaetomiaceae
Exons: 3
Coding region: 1-588 (195 amino acids)
Biological process (GO): regulation of translational initiation
Cellular component (GO): eukaryotic translation initiation factor 3 complex; cytoplasm
Molecular function (GO): translation initiation factor activity; ribosome binding
Source: RefSeq, a predicted model, not a curated record